Lolium rigidum is the source of this 2688-nucleotide messenger RNA. Its product is annotated as probable methyltransferase PMT26. Gene Ontology annotation, cellular component: trans-Golgi network; endosome; cytoplasm. The record is from RefSeq and is a predicted model, not a curated record. NCBI's taxonomy places the organism in Eukaryota, Viridiplantae, Streptophyta, Magnoliopsida, Poales, Poaceae. The transcript has 2 exons. Gene Ontology annotation, molecular function: methyltransferase activity. Bases 1 to 2688 code for a protein of 895 amino acids.
AUGGCCCUGUUCGAUCGGAAUCAGAAGCAGCGUUCGUCGCUCUUCUCGACGGCGACCAUCGCUCUGUUCGUGGCGCUCUGCCUCGUCGGAUUCUGGAUGGUAUCCUCGCCGUCGCCGGAGGCCGUCCCUGCGGCCACGGCGACGGCGGCCGACAUUAACAAAGCGGCGGCGGAGGUCGUCGUCAAGGACAAGGAGGAGGACAGCUCGAUCGACGCCACCAAUAAUUUCAAGCAGGAUAGUACCAACGUCGUCGCCGAGGCCACGACGGCCGCCACGGAGGUCGAGAAGCCCCCCGUCGACGCCAAGGGCGUUGAGGGCGACGGCGAGAAGUUGGCGUCCAAGAACCAGUCGUUUGACGACGAGAACGGGAGGACGGAGGGCGGGGAGCUCGUGAAGCCGGAGACCGCCGAGACGGACGGCGCCGCCGCUGCUGCCGCCGCGGUGGCGGCUUCCCAGGGGAAGAGCGUGGAUGACACGGUGACGGACGCGAAGGAGCAGGCGGCGACAGACACAAAGGAGAGCGUGGGUCAGGACUCGAAGACGUCGGGUGACACGAAGGAGAGCUUGGCCGUCAGCCAGGAGGACACAGCGGCAGGCGACGCGAAGGAGACGUCGUCGAAGAAGCAGACGUUCGACGACGAGAACGGCAAGAUGGAAGGCGUGGACAUGGUGAAGGAUGAUGGAAACAAGACGUUCAUCUCGGACGACGUCGUAAACGUCAAACCAAUUGCCGACGACACGACGUCCGUGACCACCACCACCACAGACAAGACAGAGGCGGUUGUUCCGACCGAAACGGCCACCGCGACGGCACUCGAGGAGACGACCAAGACGUCGGACAAUGAAGAGCAACCGCAACCACGGGACGAGGAGCAGAAGCUUCUUCCAGAGGCGCUGCCGAACGGCCAGGCGGAGCUGCUGACGGAGCGGGCGGCCCAGAACGGGUCGUUCACGACGCAGGCGGCGGAGUCGACGAACGAGCAGAAGAAGCGCGCCGAGCGGAAAAAGAAGCAGAAGAAGAAUAAGAAAGCGGCAGGCAAGGCUGAUCAGGCGGAAGCGGCGUCGCCGUCGUACGUGUGGAAGCUGUGCAACACGAGCACCGGCGAGGACUACAUCCCGUGCCUGGACAACGAGGCGGCCAUCAGGAAGCUCAAGACGGACAAGCACUACGAGCACCGCGAGCGGCACUGCCCCGCCGACCCGCCCACCUGCCUCGUCCCGGCGCCUUCGUCCUACCGUGACCCCAUCCGGUGGCCGCACAGCCGCGAUAAGAUCUGGUACCACAACGUGCCGCACACCAAGCUGGCGGACUACAAGGGACACCAGAACUGGGUUAAGCUCUCCGGCGAACACCUCACGUUCCCGGGCGGAGGCACGCAGUUCAAGACGGGUGGUGCGCUGCAUUACAUCGAUCUGAUCCAGCAGGCGCUGCCAGAGGUGGCGUGGGGACGACGGAGCCGGGUGGUUCUGGACGUCGGGUGCGGCGUGGCGAGCUUCGGCGGGUACCUGUUCGACCGCGGCGCGCUGGCCAUGUCGUUCGCGCCCAAGGACGAGCACGAGGCGCAGGUGCAGUUCGCGCUGGAGCGCGGCAUCCCGGCCAUCUCCGCCGUCAUGGGAACCAAGCGGCUCCCUUUCCCCAGCAACGUGUUCGACGUUGUCCACUGCGCGCGGUGCCGCGUGCCCUGGCACAUCGACGGCGGCAAGCUCCUCCUCGAGCUCAACCGCCUCCUCCGCCCGGGCGGCCUGUUCGUCUGGUCCGCCACUCCCGUGUACCAGAAGCUCCCCGAAGACGUGGAGAUCUGGGACGACAUGGUGAAGCUGACCACGGCGAUGUGCUGGCAGAUUGUGGCGAAGACCAAGGACACCAUCGACGCAGUCGGGCUCGUCAUCUUCCGGAAGCCGGUGAACAACCAUUGCUACGACUCUCGGCAGCAGGACGAACAGCCCCCUCUCUGCGAGCCCUCCGACGACCCGAACGCGGCGUGGAACAUCUCGCUGCGGGCGUGCAUGCACCGUGUCCCCACUGACGCGUCCGUGCGCGGGUCGCGGUGGCCGGAGAAGUGGCCGGCAAGGGCGGAGAAGGUGCCCUACUGGCUCAACAGCACCCAGGUGGGCGUGUACGGGAAGCCGGCGCCGGAGGACUUCGCGUCGGACUACCAGCACUGGAAGAAGGUGGUCCGGAACUCGUACCUCGCCGGCAUGGGCAUCGACUGGAACACCGUCCGGAACGUGAUGGACAUGCGGGCCGUGUACGGAGGGCUCGCGGCGGCGCUCAGGGACAUGGACGUGUGGGUGAUGAACACGGUGAACAUCGACUCGCCGGACACGCUGCCGGUGAUCUACGAGAGGGGUUUGUUCGGGAUCUACCACGACUGGUGCGAGUCGUUCAGCACGUACCCGCGGUCCUACGACCUCCUCCAUGCCGACCACCUCUUCUCCAAGCUCAAAGCCAGGUGCAAGGUUUUGCCGGUGAUCGUGGAGGUGGACAGGAUCCUGAGGCCGAACGGGAAGCUGAUCGUGCGGGACGACAAGGAGACGGUGGACGAGAUCGUGGAGGUGGUGAGGUCGAUGCACUGGGAGGUGAGGAUGACGGUGUCCAAGCGCAAGGAGGCCAUGCUCUGCGCAAGGAAGACCAUGUGGCGGCCCACGGAAGUGGUGGAAUCGCCGGCCAGAAGAUUUAACAGCUAG